Messenger RNA from Emys orbicularis (European pond turtle), 948 nucleotides. It is a transcript of the gene CACNG3, whose product is annotated as calcium voltage-gated channel auxiliary subunit gamma 3. Gene Ontology annotation, cellular component: postsynaptic density membrane; AMPA glutamate receptor complex. Gene Ontology annotation, molecular function: voltage-gated calcium channel activity; channel regulator activity. Lineage: Eukaryota; Metazoa; Chordata; Testudines; Emydidae. The transcript has 4 exons. Bases 1 to 948 code for a protein of 315 amino acids. The record is from RefSeq and is a predicted model, not a curated record. Gene Ontology annotation, biological process: transmission of nerve impulse; calcium ion transport; neurotransmitter receptor internalization.
AUGAGGAUGUGUGACCGAGGCGUCCAGAUGCUGAUCACCACCGUGGGCGCCUUCGCAGCCUUCAGUCUCAUGACCAUCGCGGUGGGCACGGACUACUGGCUGUACUCCCGCGGCGUGUGCAGGACUAAGGCCACGAGUGACAAUGAGACCAGCCGGAAGAACGAGGAGGUGAUGACCCACUCGGGCUUGUGGAGAACGUGCUGCCUGGAAGGAACAUUCCGAGGAGUGUGUAAAAAAAUCGAUCAUUUCCCGGAAGAUGCGGAUUAUGAGCAAGACACGUCCGAGUACCUCCUACGUGCCGUGAGAGCAUCCAGCAUCUUCCCCAUCCUGAGCGUGGCCUUGUUGUUCUUUGGGGGCCUGUGUGUGGCCGCCAGCGAAUUCUACAAGAGCAAACACAACGUGAUUCUCAGCGCUGGGAUCUUCUUUGUCUCUGCAGGUCUCAGUAACAUAAUUGGGAUUAUAGUCUAUAUCUCGGCGAACGCUGGGGACCCGGGGCAGAGCGACUCCAAGAAGAGCUACUCGUACGGCUGGUCCUUUUACUUUGGCGCCUUGUCCUUCAUCAUCGCCGAGAUGGUGGGGGUGAUCGCUGUGCACAUGUACAUCGAGAAGCACCGCCAGCUCCGCGCCAAGUCCCACUCUGAGCUCCUGAAGAAGUCGGCCUUUUCUCGCCUCCCCACCUACCGGUACCGGUUCCGCAGGCGAUCCAGCUCCCGCUCCACGGAGCCCAGGUCCAGGGAUCUGUCUCCUGUCAGCAAAGGGUUCAGCACCAUCCCCUCCACCGACAUCUCCCUGUUCACCCUCUCCAGGGAUCCUUCCAAGGUGACCAUGGGGACGCUGCUCAACUCGGAGCGGGAUCACACUUUUUUACAGAUCCAUAAUUCCAUCCCCAAAGAGUUCAAGGAGUCAUUGCACAACAACCCAGCCAACAGACGAACCACACCAGUCUGA